CUGAUUCGUUAGGUUCGCUGCGGAGUCUCUGGCUUGCUUGCUACGCGGCAUUUCUGGACUUGCCACUCGGGCACGGGCGCACUCUUUCCUCUGUUUCGAUCAUUUGUUGUGCAUGCCGCUUCAUUUUCUUUAACGAUUAACUUUUCUCACACAAAUCCAUUAGUCGUAUUGCACAGAUAAUUUGCGCCUAUUACCCAAGCGCGAUUUAAUUUAGUGGACAUGGUGCUCUUGACACUUUUCUAUUUGAAUGAAAUAAGGGAAUUAUGAGGGCUGGAUUCGUCGUUUGACGCAACUUUAAUGAACACCAGGAGAUAGUGAAGCCAAGGAAGACUGGCCGGAGCUUUAUUAUACACAACCAGAUACAGUUUGCCAAGGACCUUUUGCCAAUGUACUUCAAGCACAGCAACAUGGCAAGUUUUAUCAGGCAGCUUAACAUGUAUGGCUUUCGCAAAGUGGCAAACAUGGACCAGGGAUUGAGGACAGAGCGAGAAGACAUAGAAUUUUUUCAUGACUUCUUUGUUCGUGGUCAAGAAUGUCUUCUUGGUCUCAUCAAACGGAAGGUGCCAUCAAGCAGGCCUCACUGUGCUGAAGAUGGACAGGCUGACGCUGAAGUCCUAAAAAAACUAUUAACUAAUGCAGGCAACAUGCAUGAACGCCAAGAGAAAAUGGACCGAUUGCUUGCCAACAUGAAAAAAGAAAAUGAGUCUCUUUGGCGGGAAGUUGUCCGACUGCGCGAGAAGCACAAUAAGCAGCAGCAGAUUGUUGAGAAGCUCAUUCAGUUUCUUAUCACCAUGGUGCAGGCCAACCGUAACAUGACUGUAAAGCGCAAGAUACCACUGAUGCUUCAUGAUAGCCCAACCUCCAGCUCCAAGAGGUGUCGACUGACCAAGAGUGCCUUCAUUACCGAUUACCAGCCUGGAAGUUCCCAGUAUUCUGAAGGCCCUGUAAUUCAUGAUGUUACUGACCUGAUGGAAGAACUUGGUGACACAGACAGCAUCAUUGUUCCUGAGCUGAUGAGCUCUGCCCCAAUGGCAGCUUUGGUUUCUGCACCCUCGAUGCCUGAACUGCCCUCGGCUUCAUCAGUGACCUGUAGUGAAUUGGACACUAUUCCUGUAGUGUCCAGCCCCCUCAGUUCAGAUGAUGUUAUCGAGCCUCUGUGUCUGCUCGAACCCUUACAAGAUCCUCAGAGUUCAGACAUUGAAGAAGUCGUGGAUUCAGCUGUACCUAGUCCACAAGAUCCACAUGUAACCUCUUCUAAAGGCAUGCAAGAACUUGUUUUAAAGGCUUCACAGGCUGUGACACCUGCUGCUUCCAACAUAAAACUGGUCACUUCUCCAAUAUCUGAUUUUUCAUCUCACUUGAUUGUUGAGGAAGACGCAACACUACUUGGUGACAAGCAGAGUACCAAUGGCACUUCAAAUGUGCUGAAUAGCUGUGCCACGUUGGAAGACCUUCCCAACUUCGCAGGCAGUGUGCCUGCAACUAUUUCUACAUCAACCCCUGCUACUUCCGGUACUGAGCUCACCACAGAGAAGAGUCCCACACGGAAGGAGGAUGCGACAGACACACCAUCAAGCCAGGUUAUGCAAGUGGCAUUGCAGGACAAAAAUUCUGGCACCACAAAGAUUUUUGCAGAUCACGUGGAAUCUAUAGAUUAUGACCUGGACUGGCUACAGGACCAGCUGUCAGGAGGAGGGCUGAACUUGGACACUUCCACACUCAUGGGGGUAUGUCCAGAGUGGACAGGGCUUCUCUCGGGAUCACCAAAGUUGUUUUCUCCAGAAGAAACUUUGACAUCUCGCUUAGGAGACCUGGCCACUGAAAGCAGAUCAUCAGAUAUUACUGGUAAUGAGUUAGUGAAGUAUACACCAAGCGUCCUCGACCUGGGCAUUGAAGAAUGCUCUUCAUUCCAGCCUGAAAAUGAAAUACUGCUGUCUGAUGACGAACUUCCAAUAAGUUCAGCUGCAUUCAAUGCUGCUAAUAGCAAAUCCUCAGCCCCCAGGUCCAGCCCACUAGGUACAUGUGAGCAAAGUGAUAGCUCGCAGUCAGCAUCUCCCUCCUCUCUGUUCCAACAAAACUUCAAAUCAGUUUUGCCAACUAAAUCUCGCCCAGCUGGAAAGAGGGGCACAUCAUCAGGCAGAAAACGGCGUGGUGGUAGCAAGAAGUGAAGUGGACUGUAGUUUCCACAAGAUAUAAUGUGUACCAUGCUAGCCCUGAGGUUAGUAUCCAACACGCUGGAAUGUUGAGUCAGGCUCGUGUGGUUGUGCAUUUGCACCUAAUUGCUAAAUUCUAUCUAGAGCAGAAUUCUAAAAUGCUCCGCUGUUAACUAUACAUUCAAUAGCAGUGGAAACAUCACAUACAGUGAUGCCGUCAAAAAACAACACUAGUUCUAGACUGCACCAAAUGCACGGCACAUUAUAUGCACAAUUGAAAUUUGGAGCUGGCCCCCCUUUAUUGUAGCCGUUGUUGUAGGCCAAGCUCUGGUUGAUCAAGAAUGGAGAGGACACUUGUCAAACUGUACACCACAGUCAAGAAAGAUUAACUGACAAGAUUGACGACCACUGACGUGCACCUCUAUUGUUGUUCAGGACUGGAAGCUUGGACAAAAUAAUAAAGGCAAUUUGAAUACUAC
Molecule: messenger RNA, 2632 nt
Organism: Rhipicephalus microplus (southern cattle tick)
Lineage: Eukaryota; Metazoa; Arthropoda; Arachnida; Ixodida; Ixodidae
Product: heat shock factor protein
Biological process (GO): regulation of DNA-templated transcription
Molecular function (GO): sequence-specific DNA binding; DNA-binding transcription factor activity
Source: RefSeq, a predicted model, not a curated record